UUAGGGUUCUUAGACUGAGCUAUGGGGAGCGUCGCAAAUGCCGCUGCCCAGGCGGGGGACAUGGGCUGGGUCGGCAAGAAGCCGCUGCGGCGCCUGGGCGGCAUGGCGGAUGCGCUAGCGAUCGCGACGGAGCUCGGCUAUAGCAUCCAGCAGGAGGACGCUGUGCAAAAUGCUGGCAAGAACGAUGCGCUGGUGUCAGCGCUGAGAGAAUUAAUGGUCGUCCAGCGGGCUUUGGCAAAUCUCCAGGUUGAGCUCCAAGGCCGGCAGGACGAUGAGAGCGUCUCCCAUCUCACGCACGUAAGUGGUAUAGAGAAGAAAUGCCAGGCCUUGGCAAGGACUACGACUAAACUGAAAGAUGUUAUUCAGAACAAGGAUCGUAUAAUAGCACGCUUACAGCAGCCUUACUCUCUAGAUUGCAUUCCCGUGGAAACUGAAUACCAGCGGCAAUUCGCAGAGCUGCUACUCAAGGCUGCAGGUGAUUAUGGAGCGCUAACAGCUGCAAUUUCUGAUCUUCAGUGGACACAGAGCUUCAAGGAUCCACCGUCUGUUUGGGGGGACUUGCUGCGACCCAUUCCUGUGGCUCUUGCCUCUUGCACGAGAUACUACGAAGCUCUCUCGGCCAUGAGGGAAACGGUGGCAUCUUACUACAAGCGUAAGGUACAGCUGGGAUCGCUGGAAACGCCAGUAAAAGAUGCAGAUGCGGACUGCACAACACCCAUAUGGAAUCAAGCAACGUACGUUUUGGACGAGCCAACCUCGGACGAUCUCCUCCUCCGCGGCCGAACGAGAUUGAAGCAGAUCAACAUCACAGCAAACGAAAAGGAUUGGAAUGCGUCGCCUGAUGCGCUGCAGCUCGACGCUUUUGGCGACGAUGUCAAGCAAAGACGCAUGUCAUGGCCGCCGUCUCCCACCACUCCUGCCUAGGUAGGCAAAUUUUUUUCCUUUUUUUCUCAAUUCAGGAAGGAACAAGGUAGACGACGAAGGCUCCGCCAUUCAAGCAAGUAAGGGGACCUUUACGAGGGACUUUGAAGCUUGGUUCUUAAGUAUACGCUUUCGUUUUGGUUCUCUCUUUUCUGAUUGAGGACGAGGAAAGUUGCGAUUUGUAUCACGCUCAGUUUGAGCCAUCUUUGUUCUUCGAGUUAAUACUUAAUGCUCGAAGACUUUUUAACA
Messenger RNA from Selaginella moellendorffii, 1170 nucleotides. Its product is annotated as AUGMIN subunit 2. Gene Ontology annotation, biological process: spindle assembly; microtubule nucleation; microtubule organizing center organization. Lineage: Eukaryota; Viridiplantae; Streptophyta; Lycopodiopsida; Selaginellales; Selaginellaceae. Gene Ontology annotation, cellular component: mitotic spindle microtubule. The transcript is spliced from 6 exons. The record is from RefSeq and is a predicted model, not a curated record. Bases 22 to 924 code for a protein of 300 amino acids.